AUGAUGCGCACCUCCAUCGCUAAGCUCGCCCGCCCGGCCCUGCUCUCCCGCACCUUCGCCACGACCACCCGGGUCAUGGCCGCCGGCGACACCGGCGCUCCGCCCAAGACCGGCGGCGCGGGCGACGCCUUCCAGAAACGCGAGCGCGCCAGCGAGGACUUUGCGAUCCGCCAGCGCGAGAAGCAGAAGCUCAUGGAGCUCAAGAAGAAGCUGGCCGAGCAGCAGGCCCACCUGCAGCAGCUCUCCGACCACAUCGACGAGAUCACCCAGGAGCAGGGCGGCGAGCAGAACUAA
Messenger RNA from Chaetomium globosum CBS 148.51, 294 nucleotides. RefSeq lists its product as uncharacterized. Gene Ontology annotation, cellular component: mitochondrion. The record is from RefSeq and is a predicted model, not a curated record. NCBI's taxonomy places the organism in Eukaryota, Fungi, Ascomycota, Sordariomycetes, Sordariales, Chaetomiaceae. Bases 1 to 294 code for a protein of 97 amino acids. Gene Ontology annotation, biological process: negative regulation of ATP-dependent activity. Gene Ontology annotation, molecular function: ATPase inhibitor activity. The transcript has 3 exons.